ACUCAGUCCGCUUUUGCUAGAAACCAGCAGGGUUCGACAGCUGAAAGCGCGGCCCGUGAGAGAACCAGAGGCCCGAGGCAUCCUAUGCCUCUCGGCCAUGGCCCGGAACCUCGCGGCCGCGCCGUCCCCCGCGGCACUGGCGGCGGACUUGCAGCGUGCGGAACAGGAGCUGGCCGAGGUGAAGGCGGCGCUCCGGGAGAGGCGGCCGUACCUGGGCCUCACAGGGGGCUUGCUGCGGCAGUACGCGGUGGAAGCCGCCAAGAAGGAAAAUUUGCUCCGGCUGGCUCUGUCCCGCCGCACGGAGCCGGACGAAGUGCAGCCCGGGGCGGCCUUCAGGUACGCGAGCCAGCCGCCUCCUGAGCGUCCAGUCCUCCCGGCGUACCCUGCCCGCAAGCGGGCGUCCACCCACGACGUGAUCACGGAGACUCCGGAGCUCUCCAAAGGCCGAGAGUCGCCGGAGAGACUUGCGGACUCUGCGACACAAACGUUGGCUCCGGGCAUCGCACCCGUGAUCCCAGAGACUCCUCAAUCUUUGCGGACAGCCUCCAAAUCAUCCGCCGUGAACGACUUGACUGACCUGGCGUUGGUGCUGGAGCUGAUGCAGUCGAAGACAGAGGACGACCGCUUGCAGCGCGCGUGCCUGAUGGCGGUGGCGCGCCUCGCCAAGGACGCCCACGCCUUGCGGCCCUUGUGCUUGGGUGUGGUUUGCGCAGUGGCACAGUCUGCAGCCCUGAGGCGGCAGAAUCUAACCUUGCAGAGAUUGGCAGUGGCGGCGCUGAGCAGUGUGGCCUACGUCCAAGACGUGGCGAUGCUGGUCCUGCCGUUCGCGCUGCCUGUGGUUGUAGAGGCGGCGCUGGCCUUCCCCGAGGAUUCCAAGCUACAGACCUUGGCUUGCGAGGCGUUUGCCCGCUUGGCACAGGGAGGUAGCGAUCGAGUUGUCGCUGCCAUGGUGAAAUACCUCGAGCAGCCAGAUGUGGAAGUUUCAGUACUCUGCGAUGCCCUCCAGAGGCUUUUCGAGAAUGACAUUUGCCAUCCUCAUCAACUGCUGGACGAGCUAAUCAAGCUCAGCGAUGGUGAACCUACCAACUUGGAGCUGCAAAUGCGGGUCUCGGUGGCGGUGAACAGGCUGCCUGGAGCAAUCUAUGGUCCAGCGGCUCGAGGGCGAGGCUCUGCCUUGAGGAAAGAGUGGACUGACUUGCUGGUGCGGUUCCUGGGAGCAGAAGAAGAGGAGGCCAAGCUAGACGGCAACUUCCACAGCAAGGUCCAGCGGCUCUUCCACAAGGAGGUAGCUUUGCACUUCGAGUACGAGGCUUCGGAGCGCUGUCUCCACUACUUGCAAAAAAGGAGCAGGCAGCCUGCCAUGGUCUUCCAAGAAGUCAUGCGGAGCUUAGCCGAGAACCUGGAGGACUACCGCAGCCGCCUGGAGGUGCGGGAGUUGGCCUGGGACGCGCAGCGGCAAGCGCUCGCACCGCUGGACCCGCUGCUGCGCCUGCGCCUGCAGAACGAGGUCCUCACAGAGAUGGAGCUGCGCUUGCCACAAGCGCUGCGCACUGCAGCGAGCGCUGCUGCCGAUUGGCCUGCCGGUGAGGCGGCCCUGCAUUCGCGCACGGAGAGCCUGCUGCAGGAUUGCCGCAAGCUACUGGAAAGCAAGACGGAGGUGACGCAGGCGCACAACGAGAAGGCCGACGAGCUGCGCCGCGAGAGUAUUGUCUUCGAGGCCGUGCGCUACCUAGAGAUGCAGGGCGCGGUGCCCACACAAGUCCGCACAGCCUUGCACAUGCUCAAGGUAGUGGAGCUCUUUGCACCUGCGCGGGCCUCAGCCGACUUUGGGAACUAGUCGAGGGGUGGACAGCUUGAUUUGUUGUUGCAAGG
Messenger RNA from Effrenium voratum, 1872 nucleotides. Lineage: Eukaryota; Dinophyceae; Suessiales; Symbiodiniaceae. The record is from the annotation of a GenBank genome assembly.